Lytechinus pictus (painted urchin) is the source of this 1517-nucleotide messenger RNA. RefSeq names its product peptidyl-prolyl cis-trans isomerase FKBP2-like. Lineage: Eukaryota; Metazoa; Echinodermata; Echinoidea; Temnopleuroida; Toxopneustidae. Gene Ontology annotation, molecular function: peptidyl-prolyl cis-trans isomerase activity. Gene Ontology annotation, cellular component: endoplasmic reticulum. Gene Ontology annotation, biological process: protein peptidyl-prolyl isomerization. The record is from RefSeq and is a predicted model, not a curated record. The transcript is spliced from 5 exons. Bases 95 to 523 code for a protein of 142 amino acids.
AAUACUAUGCGAUACCAUAACCAUAGAUAUUAGUACGCGUGUCCUAAAGUAGACGGCUGGCCUAAAUCAACUGGGAAUCAUAAAACCUUUCAAGAUGAUCUCUCUUAAGUCAUUGUUUGUCCUUUGUCUGGUAUCACUGUGCUGUUUUGGAUAUGUUACUGGAGAGAAAAGCAAGAAACUACAGAUCGGUGUGAAGAAGAAGGUGGAAAACUGCUCUUCAAGAUCACGCAAUGGAGACCGCCUUUCCAUGCAUUACACUGGUAAAUUAGAAGAUGGAACAGAAUUUGAUAGCAGCAUUCCAAGGAAACAACCCUUUGACUUUACACUUGGAGCUGGGCAAGUUAUCAAAGGCUGGGAUCAAGGUCUACUGAAUAUGUGUGAAGGAGAGAAGAGGAAGCUUGUUAUCCCAUCAGAUCUUGGAUAUGGUGAUAGGGGAGCACCCCCUAAGAUCCCAGGUGGAGCCACUUUGAUCUUUGAGGUAGAACUACUGAAGAUUAAUAGGAAAGAAACAGACGAACUAUGAUAUCACCAUUUUCUAUUUUAAUUUCAUUUAUUUCUUCAUCACUUACCACUUAGGUUUUGAUUCUUUUAUUAUUCAGGUAUUACCUGUAGUUUAUCUCUUUUUUUUUGGGGGGGGGUCAGUUUUAUAACAUUUAUUUUGAUUAACUUAUAAUUUGGUGAUAAAAGAGUUCCGCUCUUUUUUUCUACUUCUGUUAUCUCUAGAUACUUAGUUCAGUCUUACCCUCCCCUCCUUGCCUGUCUGUCCCCCCCCCCCCCCUCUCUCUCUCUCUCUACUUCCUUCUUGCUCAUUAUCAUCCCAGUUGCCCCCCUUUUUCUGAAUUUAUGAUUUUUAAAAUUCAAACAAUACUUGUUUAAAGUAAUGAACACAAUAUAUUCAGAAAAAGUUCUAUUUUGGUGCCUACAUGACUAUAACAUUGUUUUAUACAGGAUAAUUCAUCACAUUUUUGUUACAUGUACUGUUUUAUAAUGUACUAGUACUUGAUGCAAAAUAUAUACAUAUACACAUGUUUGUAACCUCUUUAUUGGAGUAUAAAUCAAAUUGUUAAUGAGUAAAACUAUUAUAAUUGUAUGUUAUCUUUAUUUCUAUAUUAUGUGGUUCCCUUAUACUAGUAGUUACAAGUGGUAUCUUUCUAAUUGUGUAUGAUCAUGUUUAUUAUAUUAAAAGAUGACCAAAAUAUACAUUUCAAGUCACUUUUAUCAAAAUUUUGAACAGUUUUGGGGGAAAAAGAAUUACUCUGAAAACAUUGAGCUAAGGAAAAAAUUACUUCACAGAUUGAAAUAAAUUGAAAGUAGGGCAUGAAUACAAUUCAUAACCUUAUAAGAAUAACAACCUCUUAAGUUUGCAGGAGUUUUACAUCACAACAUCUUUAAAAUGUUUAUUGUAUGUAGAUUCAUCAUAUCCUAUUAAUGUAUGCUAUGUUACUGAUUUUGUGUAUCUUUUAAAAAGCAUGUCAGAAGCAAUAAGUAAAAAUGGUACAAAUCUGUGAUAUACCGCA